Molecule: messenger RNA, 1511 nt
Organism: Aethina tumida (small hive beetle)
Lineage: Eukaryota; Metazoa; Arthropoda; Insecta; Coleoptera; Nitidulidae
Product: ataxin-10
Exons: 4
Coding region: 153-1502 (449 amino acids)
Biological process (GO): neuron projection development
Cellular component (GO): cytosol
Source: RefSeq, a predicted model, not a curated record
UAUUUUAUCUUUAAUUGCAAUUUUUUUAAGUACAUUCGCAUAUUUUUCAUUUAUGAAUGAUUAUUAUUGUUAAAAAUGGUUACAAUUCGGUCUAUUGAAAAUUUGAAUUUAUAAAACGCAGAAGAAGACGAAACUUAAAUCAUAACCUAAAAAUGUCAUGCACAAUAAAUCCAAAUUUUGAAUUAUUAAAUAAACUACAGGAAGAAAAGGAAUGGGAUCUUUUAUCACAGGAUAUUCACAACACUUUCAAAUUGCAGUUCGAUAGAGAAAAUGUACCCAAAAUGUUUACAUUUAACGCUAAAAAUCUGGAUUAUCUUGAAAGUUUGCUAAUCAUUCAAGCAGACUCCCAAAUAUUCAACGAGAACCUACUUAUUGAGACACUAAAAGCAAUAAGAAAUUCACUGACAAAUUCAGAAUCACAGAAAUAUUUGAGCAAUGAAAAAUUUUUGUCUGUAGUACGAGCCUUGUUUAACAAAAUUGAACAAAAGGAUCCAGAUAAUUUGUGUUUUAAAAUUCUCCUCCAGUUGCUGAUCAAUUUGGUUGUACAAAAUCCUGAUGGGUGCAAACAUGUUUUUCAAGAGUUCAGUGACUUGUCAGACUUAUUACUGAAAGAUAUUUGUAUUUAUGAAGUUUCAGCUUUGUUAUAUAACAUUUCAAUAUAUGUUGAAUUGAAUUGUUUCAAUACUCCAGUAAUUAAUAAUAUUUUUAAUUUAUAUGGGAAGGAAAAUAAAAAUGAAUAUCUGUUAUUUUUGAUUGAGAAAUUAUUAAGUUAUGAUUAUUUUUGGGAUUUUUAUGAAAACUUAGAAGUAAGUAACCGAAUCUUAUGUUUACAUAUCAUUAGAGAACAGCAGAUUAGUAAAAACAAAAUUAUAUGUAUUAAAAAGGGUCUAGAUGUAAUAACAAAACUCUUCAUAAAUUCAUCUGAAAUAAUUUUUAAUACAACAUCACAAACUAAUGAUGAAAGAGCCUUUGAAAUUUCGUUGAUGUUACAAAUACUGUCACAUAUAACAGGUGAAUCUACAGAUUUAUUAAUACACCUUCAAAAUAAUUCAGAUCUUCUAAUACAAGCAGCUGUUGUUCUUAUUAACAUUCAUCGGUUGGGAAAGACUUUUAAUAAUUGUUUUACGCAAAUUCAAAAGCAAUCAGAUGUUAAUAGUGAAGACAGUUCCCAUCCAGCCUUUGGCUUUAAGGGAGACUUAGUACGACUUAUUGGGAAUAUGAAUUGGAAAUGUAAAAAAAUGCAAGACUUGACAAGGGAAGCUGAAAUUAUACCAGUGAUUUUGGAAUGUUGCAACAUAGAUGCAAGAAAUCCUUUUAUAAUGCAGUGGUCGAUUUUUGCCAUAAGGAAUAUUUGUGAAAAUAAUGUAGAGAAUCAGAAAAUAAUUGGAGGAUUGUCUAAAAUAGGCACUGUAAGUAAUGACGUGUUGAAGAAAUCUGGAAUUACUUUACAUGCUGAUGGAAGUAAUCAAGUAAAUAUUGUGAAUCUAGAGGAUAUUAAAUAGUUAAAUUAU